UAAUCUCCUCCACUCUCCUUCGUUUCUUUUUUGCAUUUUUCAGUUUGAGAUCUCUGCAUCUUCGUUCCAAAAUCGAAGAGGAGAUUAUUUCCCCAGCUUCUCUCCGCUCUCUGCAUCGUCUCCAGUCCGCUAGCCUCCGACUCCGACGAUCUUGGGGUUCUUAGUAGGCGUUCUCAGUUCGCCAGCCAUCGACUCCGACGACAGUCGGCGUUCUCAGGUUGCCAGCCUCGUACUCUGACGAUCUUGGCCAUUCUCAGCUUCACCUUUGAUCAUUAGUACUCUUGAUCUCUCUGUUGUCGCACCCUCACCUCACCCUCACUCUCGGUCUGCUCUCCGAUCUCUCCCCGAUCUAUCAGACGCCGAAGCCCAGAAAUUGAAAGAGUAUCUCUUGGAAAUUCGAUCACUGGUAUAAUAUAAUUUUGUGGCAUCAAGAUAGGUUAAAUUACUGUCGUGUUAGUAGAUGUCAGCAGAUGUGGCUAGAGCUCACGGUGGAGACGCUGGCGGUGAUCCUCCACCGGAUCCUACUAGGAUCCCGACUACAUGCGACUCAGGAAUCCCAAUUAAGAGAAAUGGUCGUGGCGCAGCUAUUGGAAAAGAUCUAGAGGAGAGGCGGCGUAAAAAUGGAAAACCACUGGAAGUAACGUUUUGCCCACGAACGUACAAGGUUGUUGGGAGCGAGCACGCUGCUUUUGUCCGCCUUGUGGAAACCCAAAUUAAAACGAAAGUUCCCGGACAUUACGGUUCAUGGGAAUUAGUGCCUCAACAAUACAAGGAUCAGAUCCUUGCCAUAAUUCAGUACUAUUAUCAAAUAGCGGGCCGCGAGGAUUUCUUAAAGUGUUUAAAUGGUAUCGAUCGAGAGAUGAAAGACCGAUACCACAAUAGGAAAACACUAAGACACGAACACUUUGAGAAAUACUACAAUGGACCGGAGGAUUGGGAUAAGGUUCUAAACAACCCAACCAAUGAUGUUAACAAGGAGGAGUGGAAGCAGAUUUGUCAGUUAUUUACAAGUCCACAAUUUAUUGCGCGCUCCAUAAAGAAUAAGGAAAAUCGGAAGAAACAAAAGUAUUCUACAACACAGGGUACAAAAUCGCUGGCAGCCGUCCGUUUUGAAAAAACGAACCCGGACCUCAUUGAGUCAUGGAAGGAUUAUCAUUGGAAGAAAUCAAAAAAUGAUUUCGUGAACGAUAAUGCUCGCCAAGAUUAUGAAAAACUGAAGGCUGAUUUUGAGUUACGAACUCAGCAAGCAUCCACUGAUGCUUCUAAUAAUGAUAGUCCGUCAUCAGUUGAUCAGGAGGAGGUGCUACAAAAAGUAUUAGGCCAAAGGCGUGGACAUGAGCGAGGAGUGGGCCGCAAAUUGAAGGGGUCGGGGUCGAGGUCAUCAUCUACCCAACACUCUCACUUCAGCGAGUCUCAAGUUCCUCCUCAUCAUUCAAGAGAAUAUAUAGAAAAUCUGAAGAAUAAUUUACAGAAAUUGACUGAUCAAGUUAAUUUCUUAACUCAAUAUUUUGUACCUUCAUUUCGUCCACCAAACGUUCAGAUGCCGCAUGUGCCUGAUAGUGACAAUACUUCUAGGGCUUCAUCUUCUCAACCUCCAGCUCCAACUCAUCCUUCUAUGUACGGGGCAGCGCCGUCUUAUCAUAUGGUAUCUCCAUAUAUGUACGGAGUAACACCUUAUCCGUGUCCGAUUCCACCGUCCUCCCAGCCAUCGUAUCCCUACAUGUAUGGAGCUGGAUCGUCCACAUUACCUCCCCAAUAUCCUUGGCCGAUGCCGCCACCGCAGCAAUCACAACCACAGCCACCGCAACAACCACAACAAGAAGACAAUAGGGAGGAGGACGAGGCAACUGACUUAGGAGACUAAGUUUAUUUUUUUAUUAAUUAUUGUUAAAUUUUAUGAAUAAUAUGAAUAUUUGUUAUGUUAAUGUAUUAUGAAUAUUUACAAUUGUUAUUUUAAUAUACUAAUUUGAAUAUUUAAUAUAAUAUUUUUAUUUUUAAUA
Molecule: messenger RNA, 2000 nt
Organism: Humulus lupulus (European hop)
Lineage: Eukaryota; Viridiplantae; Streptophyta; Magnoliopsida; Rosales; Cannabaceae
Exons: 8
Coding region: 461-1864 (467 amino acids)
Source: RefSeq, a predicted model, not a curated record